AUGACAUUAAAAAGUAAAUGUAAACUUGGACAAACAACAAGAAGCUGUAGAUAUAGUUAUAGGGAUUCCGAUCUUACCGCUACAGAAAAGGUGACAUGUGUCAAAUUUAUCACAGAUGGUUAUGCCGAUGAAGCUCAAAAUAUUAUUUUUCAAAACGCUGCUGGUGUUCUAAGAGAAUUUGCCCAAGAUCUCCAAAAAGCUAGCAAUCAAGAAAAGAUUUUAGAAAAGCUUGACAGAAUCAUUGGGAUGAUUAGCACUUUAAAUCCACGUCCAAUGGGCAACCUUGCCGGUUCUGUUUUCAUGUAG
This is a messenger RNA of Cavenderia fasciculata, 306 nucleotides long. RefSeq lists its product as uncharacterized. Lineage: Eukaryota; Evosea; Eumycetozoa; Acytosteliales; Cavenderiaceae. Bases 1 to 306 code for a protein of 101 amino acids. The record is from RefSeq and is a predicted model, not a curated record. The transcript has 3 exons.